Molecule: messenger RNA, 14334 nt
Organism: Mercenaria mercenaria
Lineage: Eukaryota; Metazoa; Mollusca; Bivalvia; Venerida; Veneridae
Product: high affinity cAMP-specific and IBMX-insensitive 3',5'-cyclic phosphodiesterase 8B-like
Exons: 21
Coding region: 1326-3956 (876 amino acids)
Biological process (GO): positive regulation of ERK1 and ERK2 cascade; signal transduction
Molecular function (GO): 3',5'-cyclic-nucleotide phosphodiesterase activity
Source: RefSeq, a predicted model, not a curated record
CUAACAGAUACACUCGGCGGUUUUUACAGCACAGUUUUACGUUUCUCAACAUUGAAUCUUAAUUGCCAACUUCAAUUUUCAAAGAUAUCAGUUCUUUUCUCUGUGCUUUUUCAACAGUUUCUUGCGAUUUUCUGGAAUUCGUUGAGAAUAUUGGAUAUACUGUGUAGGUAUUAUAUAUGACCCAUUCAAGGUGGAUAUGGAGUAAAGUCAAAUGGAAGGAUAAAUGUAUUUCCUAGAUAUAAAAAUCGAUCUAUAUUCUUAAAGCUUUUUAUGAAAAGAAACCUGUUCAGUUUCUGAGUGUCUGACUAAAAUGUAAGAAAUAUAUAUUGACGGACAUUUUUUCUGCGGAAUUCUAGCUAUUUGUUGUCUUUCGGUUUAUUCGCGAAUCGCGUGCAGAAGUGACGCAUUACAAGCGAUGACCAGGAUUCUUAUUAAGGAAAUAAAGGAAAACUCAUCAAUAACCCCUGAUUAGUGUAUUGACAAUUGUCAUGCUAAAACUGACAGAAAUAAAACGAGAACAUUAACUAACGUGUAUAAACAGUGACAGCUUAGAGGAAAUGGAUUUAGAGGAAAGGUAUUGGAGAAAAAAAUAUAAGGUAAUAAUGAAAGUCAUAAAUUUCUAAUAAUAAAACCAGUUGUCUACAUAACAGUAUACAUGUAUACACCAUAUUUUGAGGAAGACAAUUAAAUGGCGAUAAAUUCAUCGAGGGAUUCAGUUGAAACGAAGCCAUGGAAAAUAUAGUGCUUUAAUUUGAACUGAACAGUGGUUUAAUGAAACAAAAGUAUCUGUAAAUAUUACAUGCUUAAUGGAAUGCGUGGAAUAUAUAUUGAGAAGGACGGAACAUAACUGACUUUUCAUUAGCACACAGUGACGACUGUCACAACACGAAUCUUUUCCGCAAUAACGCACUAACUCUCUCCGAAACAAAUAUUUGCUAGAACGUAUUAAAUGGAUCUUUAAAUUUUCUUUAGUGCAAGGAAACGACUCCAUUUAUAAUUUAUAUUCUGCUCGAAACCGGAUUUAUUUAGAUAAUUUGUAGAUUUAUUUAGGUCUUUUAUUACUAUUCACAUACAUAUUCAUGCAUUGAAUGUUCAAAUGGAUUUAUUUAGUUCACAUGAAGGAAAGAACAAGAAUGGAUUUACUUAGAAGAUAUUAUUGCAGUGAAAUAAAGCGGAUUUAUUUAGGACAAUAAAACUUCAACAGACCAUAGUGACAUAUAUUCAUGUAGUGCUUCAACCACAGCACAGCCACAUUUGUUGAGUAUUCCGUUUAAAUUUUAAAAUUCAAGACGGAUUUAUUCACCUGUUGUUGUCGGAACAAAGUCAUGGGAUGCACCCCCAGUAUACAUGUCAACCAGACCGGCGUCGUAUACUGCCGUGAUUCCGAUGGCUCGAACUCGCCACGUGCAUCGCACAGUGCCACUGUAAUUGCAGGGACUACAGUGGUUCGAACUGAGACAACUGAAACUUCCCACACCUCGUCCAUUCGGUCCAAACGUUUUACAGAAUAUAGUUCUGGACCUUCAGGCGGUGCUAGCUACACGUUCGAGUCCUCAUCCGACAAUACUAAAAAGGCGUCAAACAGUGAUGUAAUGCUUGGGCCAAUGAAAUUGAAACAGAAGUCAAUGUCUAUACUGCUUGUGUUUUCCCGAGAAGAUUAUCAAAGUGAUGCCUUCUACUGGGCAGCAGAAAAAGCAGGCUACAAAUGUAACAUAUCUAGAAACCCUGAUAGUGCUCUUGAAUGUUUUAUGUCCAAGCAGCAUGAUGUUGUGAUAAUAGACCACAGAAAUAACAAGAGUUUCGAUGCUGAAGCACUUUGCAGAUCAAUACGAGGGACAAAAGCCAGCGAACAUACAAUAAUAGUUGCUGUCACUAAAAAACAUUCUCAGACAGACAAAGACGAACCUUCUAUUUUGCCACUGCUUAAAGCUGGGUUCAACAGAAGGUACGUCGAAAACUCAAAUGUUGGGGCAUGUAUGAAUGAACUUGUACAGCUAGAACAUGGGGAGGUUUUAUCACACCAAAAGUUACGCACGUGCAAUGCAUUAUUCAGCGCUCUUGAAAGUGUAACAGACUCUGUGGAAAUCACAAAUGAUGAACAUGAAAUUCAGUUUGUGAAUCCUGCUUAUGAGCGUUUAACUGGAUACUCAAUGGAAGAGGUUGUGGGGAAAGAUUCACGGGAACUCAAAGGUGAACGUGUUAAACCAGAUAUACAAGAUGGCAUUAAUAAUCAGAUUAAAAAGGGAAAGAAAUGGGAAGGUACAUACUACACAAGAAGGAAAAGUGGAGACGCAUUUCCGCAGCAUUGUAAAAUUUGUCCUGUUGUAGGAGUGGGCGGAAAAGCAACUCAUUAUGUGAGUGUGCGCAGCUCCCAUCUAGAUACCUCAAACUUCUACGAUAAAUUGAAGGAUGCAGACUACUUCACUCAAAUUGCAAAUGGUGGUAUCCAUGGUGUACCGCGGAGAAGGGAAUCAUUCGCUCGGAUACACUCCAUGACGAUAGAAGCACCAAUUACAAAGGUUAUAAACAUUAUUAACACAGCACAGGAAAAUAGCCCAUUCACUGUAGCUCAGGCCUUAGAUAAAGUUUUAGAGAUUUUACGUACCAGUGAGCUAUAUUCACCGUAUUUUGCCCAAGAGUUCAAGGAUGGGGAUCCCAUGACAAGUGAUUAUCUGGGCGGACUUGUUUCACAAGAUGUGAAGCGACAUCUAAGGGAAGGAGAUCAGGCCCAUGCUAUGACUCACAGACCUUCAGUACAUCAAGCCCAGUCCCACCUGCCGAAUCAGCCAUCGAUGUUUUCCAGCAAACUUAUACCUGAUAAUAUUAGAGCUCUACUGGUAAAAGAAGCAGACUGGGACUUCGAUAUUAUAGAACUUGAAAGAGUAACGCACAAACGACCUUUGCUUUACCUUGGUUUACGUACGAUGGCACGGUUUGACGUAUGCGGUUUCCUCAACAUACCAGAGACAUGUCUUGCAAACUGGUUGCAGGUUAUCGAAGCAAAUUAUCACUCAAGAAAUACAUACCAUAACUCCACCCAUGCGGCGGAUGUACUCAACAGUACUGCUUACUUUCUAGAAAAGGGAAAAUGCAAGGCUAUAUUUGAUCCAAUUGACGAAGUCGCCGCCCUAAUUGCUGCUGCUGUUCACGACCUUGAUCAUCCGGGUAAAAGUAACGCAUUUCUCAUCAACUCUAAACAUGAACUCUCCAUAUUGUAUAAUGACAUUGCUGUGUUAGAAAGUCAUCAUGCUGCCCUCACAUUCAGAUUGACCGCCCAAGAUCCUGCAAUCAACAUAUUCAAAAAUCUAGACAGGGAAACGUUCCGUGUGAUGAGACAGGCCAUCAUAGACAUGGUACUUGCUACAGAAAUGAUGAAACAUUUUGAGCAUCUGAACAAAUUUGUCAAUGGUAUUAACAAGCUCACCCAGAAAGCUGAGGAAUCCUCAUCAAUGAGUGGUACAGGAUCUCCAGACAGUGCAACCCUGAUCAGUCAGCUUUCAACUUCAGAGAACAAGAUGUUGAUACGACGCAUGCUCAUCAAGUGUGCCGAUGUAUCAAAUCCGUGUCGACCGGUGAACCUCUGUAUGGAAUGGGCUAAACGAAUAGCAGAGGAAUACUGUCAACAGACAGAUGAGGAGAAGCAGUUAGGCCUACCAGUGGUGAUGCCAGUAUUUGACAGGAAAACGUGCAGUCUACCAAAGUCACAAACAAGCUUUAUAGAUUUUUUCAUUAAUGACAUGUUUGAUGCAUGGGACUAUUUCUGUGAUAUUCCGGAGUUAAUUCAACACCUUCAGGACAACUACAAAUUCUGGACAGAGGAGGAAGAAAACCCGACCCAUAAUUACGACCUCCCUAUCAAAGGACCAGAGCAAAACAUAGACAAUGCUACAAAAUCCACAGAAAAUAAAAGCUCUUCAACAGAAAACACAGAAAACAGAACUUGUGAAGAUACUUGAUUCUAUCUCAUUGUUUUAGUGUCUAGAAUCUUAACUAUGGUCAUGUGAUGCGUCAGCUGACCUGUUGUUAUAGUCAUGUGAUCUCUUUGUCGUCUGCUGCAAGUUACUAAAAAUAGCACAGUGCUACCAGUGAGAAGUAUGAAGUUGAUAAGAAGUGAUGAAAUUAGUAAUUUGUUAUAGAUAUUGUUAAGUAAGAAGAUGGGCAUGCUAUGUUGAAUUUCAUUAUAGAAAUAUGUAAACCCUUAAACAAGAUGUAUUUAGAAAUUCUGAUGUACUUUGUCAGUCAGUACAAAACGGGUUUGAACAGAAUAGAGCUGAUGAGAAACUCGAAAAACUGCAAAAAUAUGUGGAAUAUUCCUUGUCCAAACAUGUACUUUAUCCAGGUGAAUUGAGUCUACAUUCAGACUCUUGUCUAACUACUAAAUACACUAUUUAUACUAUUCCAAUAGACUGUGUACUAACUGGAUUUUGCCAGUGUUAAGUACACUUACUAGAAAUAGACUAUAGACUGUGUCACAUUAUUUUGAUGCAGGUUGUGUAAUGUGUAAUACUUAAUAUGUCAGGAGUGUAUACCAAUAUAUUUAAAAAUAAAUUAUUUGAAAACAGUUGUAAUAACAAGGUCUAUGCUGUGUACUAACAAGAUCAAAGGUAUUUGCUAACUUAAUUCAAGUUGCGUGUUUAGUUGAUCUAAGAUCUAUGCCAAUGGAUCAGGCAUAUGAGUAGACAAUAUCUAAGAUGGCAGGUAUAUGUCAAUUGGGUCAUGAGGUAUGUGUUAUUAGGUUCUAGAAUAUGUAAUAUUAUGUCUAAUACUGUGUGUGAACUAGAAGGAAAGCACGAUGUAUAUUUCAAGUUUGUGCUAAAUUAAGAUCUAAGGUUUAAAGAGCCUGAGCUAUUGUUUAUUCUAAUUGAAUCUUAAUAUGUUUAUGUUGAGAAAAGUUUUAUACGCUGUGAUUGAAGGUUAACUGGAAUUAAGGUAUACUUAAUUAGAUCUACGGUAUGUGUCGACAAGGUCCGAUAUAUGUGUUUAUUUAGUCUAGAGCAUAUGUUGAUGAAGUAUAUAGUCCUCCACGGCUAUCUGAGACAGUGUAUAGGGACUUCUGGGUAAACUUAAAAUCGGUCUUUUUAAUACCACAGGUGGAAAAAAGUUUGUUUACAGUACAGUAUACUGAUCUAUCAAUACCAAUUUUUUGGCAGAGUCUUUAGCAGCAAGACAAGAAUAAAGGAGAAAGAUAUUUACAAAUCUGUAUCUUUAUAUUUUAGUAUUUGUACAUUGUGUAAUACAAAUGGUUAGUGUUUUAGCUCAGAAUGCCUGGUAACUGUUGAAAUUGUAUCUGCAUCCAUCCAAUACACAGAUAUCUGCUUUAAUACUGUGUCCAAAAGAGGCACAACACAAAGUUUAGUAAAUAUUUUUUAAAAGCUUAUAUGUUAUGUAUGGUUAGAAUAACAAAAUAAUCACCUCCAGUCGCAGAUUAUAUUUUUACCAUUCAUUUGUCAAUGUGAACCAUUUUCUAGUACAUGAGUACUACAAACAAUUAGCAGCAAUUAAUGUAUAAAGUUGCUGUCCUUGUUUAUUUGUUGUGAUGGUGUUUGUCGUAUUUAUUAAAAUUUAAUUCGUUCUUCAGAAAUUCAUAAAAAAAAUCCCAAGAUCUGUUCACAAGAGAAGCAUAUAAUAUCAAACUUAAAACCAUAGAAAACCAUAAGUUUCAUGUAACAGGAAUAUAUUGGAUAUUUUCACUGCUGUUAUAACAUUUAUAAGGUUAUUUAUAAUUGUCAGGGGAAAACACAAUUUUUGCUCAUGUGUCAACAGCAAUGUCUUAAGAGCACCUUCAAACAAAUCAAGACAAACUAUGAAAUCAGAGUUUUCAUUUGCAUAUAGUAUAUAUUAGAAUUUAAUUUAUUGUCAGCUGAGAUAAACUCCUGAUUUUGAAUUUUUGUGCCCCCCAACAUCUUUUUGGGUGGGGUGGAGCUCUUGGAGUUGCCCUUGUCUAUCUGUCUGUCUGACCAAAUUUGUUUCAUUCAUAUCUUAAAAAGUAUUUGACACAGAGUCAUUAAACCUCAUGAAAUAACCUUUCAGCUUGUGAAAUUGUUCACCUGGUUUAAAUUGGGAUUUCUCAAAGCCAGACGAGAGUUACGGCCCUUUAAUUUGUUAAAAAUAUGCAUAAAAAUGGUCUUAAAGUUUGUGUCAUAUGUAUUUCAAAAAGUAACUGGCAAGGGUUUUAGAACAUUAAAGGAAUAUCAUUUAGCUUGUGAAGUUGUGCCCCUGCAGUUUUGUUUGAGAUUUCACUCAGUCAGACCAGAGUAAUGGCCCUUUACUUAGUCAAAAAUACCUGUUAAAGGGCAUAAAAGUUUGUGUUGCACAAAUCUUAAAACAUAUUUGACCUAGGGUCAUGAAACAUAAUAGGAAUGUUCUUCAGCAUGUGAAGUUGUACUCCCGAGAUUUUGUUUUGGAUUUCUAUUGGUCAAACCUGAGUUAUGGCUCUUGAUUUUAUAAAAAAUAUGCAUAAUGGGAAUGCAAGUUUGCAUUGCAUGUAUCUCAAAAAGUUAUUAACUUAAAGUCAUAAAACAGAGGAAUGUUAUAUACCAUGUGAAGUUGUGUACUUUGUUUUCUAUUUGAGAUUUCACACAGCCAGACAAGAGUUACGUUCCUAGACCUAGUGAAAACUACACAAAGUGCUUAAAAGUUUGUAUUCCAUAUAACUUAAAAAUAUUUCUCCUAAUCAUUAAAGCAUGUACAGAGAGGAGGUGGGGAGCAUCAAUGUCCUAUGUACACACAUCUAGCUGAAAAUAAUUUGCUCAGAUUGGCCUAAGUAUAAAUUAUCUGGCCUCAUAAAUGGUAAAUGUUUUGCAAAUAAGCAAUUGGCAAUUGACUGUCAAGGGAAGGGUCUGUUUUGUAUGGAAGUAUAUAAUGGCCAUGCUGUGUCACAUGAAUGUUAAAGAUUGUUAACUGUGAUAAUAAUUAUUUGAUAACACAGCUGCUGUCUUUUAGCAGUUAUGUACUCUCACACAAGCCUAUGCUAGUCUGGCAGAAUAUUCUCUAAAACUGGCAUACUUUAAUCUUGGUAUUAAAAUGAAGAUAACAUGAUUUAAUUUGUCUUCCCUCAAAUAAGUCUGUAUUAAACAUAAGUCCAGUGUGAUAUUUUGGUCAAGCCAUUUGUUGUGUUCACCAACACUUAUACAGGUAGGAAAUUCCUUUUUUGUGACUUCAGUUAAACAAAAAAAAAACACAAACAAAAAAUGAGCCCGCCCGCUUAGCUCAGUAGGUAAGAGCGUUGGUCUAUGGAUCUGGGGGUCGCGAGUCCGAUCCUCGGGCGGGGCGUAUGUUCUCCCUGACUAUUUGAUGAACGACAUUAUGUCUGAAAUCAUUAGUCCUCCACCACUGAUUCAUGUGGGGAAGUUGGCAGUUACUUGUGGAGAACAGGUUUGUACUGGUACAGAAUCCAGGAAUACUGGUUAGGUUAACUGCCUGCCAUUACAUGACUGAAAUACUGUUGAAAAACAGCGUUAAACCCAAAACAAAACAAACAAAAGUUAAACAGAAUACUGGUAAACUCCAUAAGUUUUAAAACAUUUAUCUUUAGUCUUGCCUAUCAGCUUUGAUACUGUUUGGCCAAAUCACAAUGGGUCAUCAUAGUGUGAAAUAGCUGCUAUUGCAAACAUACAAAGAAACAUAAAAAAAAUUUGCAUCUAAUCUAAUGUUUGUGACAAAGGUAGAUACAGUACUGCGACUUAUUCAUGGUACAGACUUAUGUGAGGGAAUAUAUGGUAUCAUAAGUGCACCUGUUUUUUUCAGGCACCUGUUAUGUUUUAUAGAGUUUAGUAACAAAUGCUGUUAAUGUUGUUAUUCAUUUGUAAUUUUAAGAUAAAAUAUUAGUAUUUGUCAUGUUUUAAAAUUGUGUAUUUAUAAACAUGUGAAGUAUCUGUAGUUAUAUUAGGACCAAUUUAUGCAGCUCGGUACAGCUUUCCAUUACUUACUAUGGAAGUUUGUUCAAUGGUAUGGACUGGAUUUGAAAAAAAAACAUGGAUCAUAUGACUAGGCGUACAUCAAACUUUAUGAUUAGCAUAAUUCCCGGUAUCUAAGAGUUGGUCAAUAUCCAUCUUUGAAGAAAUCUCCAUGGCAACCUGCUUUCUCAGUUUUAAAUAGACAAAAUCCUCAGUUUAGUUUUUUAAUGGAGAUUGUUGACAGUUUCAAGGGAAUGUGUAAGCGAGAGGGAGAGAAGGAGUGAGGGAGAGGGGUUGAGGGGUUUCUGUCAGUACAACAAUGAACAGAUAGGGUUUAUGCAGAGAGAUGAGAUACUGUAAAAGCAGAAAUUUUCACGAGGGUUUAAUUUUCGCUAUAUUCACAAGGUUAUACAGCUCUCGAAAAUUAAUCCUAACAAAAAUAUUCCCCAUUAGUAUAAUUCAAAUUCAAAUAUACCAUUUUUACAAUUUCGCAAAUAUUAAACCCCGCGAACGUACUCAAAACUUCAAAUCGUGAAAUUUUGACCAAGCGAAAAUAUGAGCUUUUACAGUAGAUAUAGAGGAUUUGUUUCAUCUUAUAUAUUACUGAUUUCCCUUUAACAGAGCUGUUCAUAUUCAUUUUAAAACCCAAGCUGAUGGAAUGGUGGUCUUAAUUAAGGACAACGGUUACAUUUCAAACUAUCACAUCUACCCUUUGUAUUCAUGUUUAUAGGAUAUUAUGUUACCUAUCACACGACAGACGCGUAGCUGGGCUAAGAUGCUUUUCUGAAAUAUAUUUUUCACUGUAGCACUUCAUGGAUGUAAAGGUUUUUCUGCAACAGGUUUUUUUAUUUGGCUGGCUACGUCACUGCACUAUCUCGAUUUAAGUAAGACAGAAAAGACCAGUUCACUAUAAGCAAUGUUUACAUAGCUUUUAUCCACAUGUGAUUUGCCGCUGUUCCUUGUGGUAUACUAAAAUAGAUAUAAUUUGUUCAUGUCCAACAGCAUUUAUUUUCAUAUUCACUGCAUUUAUACUUUGCACACUUUAGGGUUCAUUUUCUUCAAAGAGCCAUUUUACAAUCAGUUAUAUCAGAUAUUGUAAUAUUUGCUCACAAUAAAAACUGCUGAACAUAAUUUAAGAAAGUGUACAUGAUGCAUUUAAUUUAGAAACGUAUUACUUAGAUUUAGCAUUUUGCAUUUAUUACCAAGUUCUCUGCUACUAUUUUUAACAAUAAACUACAGUCGAACUUUGUUCACUCUAACUGGACAGGAUGGUCACAGUUUGUACAAGUAAUUGGCAGUGUGAGCCAAAGAACACUUCAUUUUAAAGGAAUUUCGCCGCGACCUGAUGAUGAGUUCGGAUUAAGGCUGGUGUUUGAAUUAUUGAGUUAAAGCAAACGAAGUUCCACUGUAUGUUCUAAAAGUAAAAUAGUAAACUUUAUUCUUGUGCAUUUAGUGAUACAUUGUUCAACAAAAAUGAUUUUUCUGUAAUAAUAUACUGUUAAAUUGUUAAGCAACACUGUUGGUAUACAUUUGAUAGUGUAUAGCUUAAUGAAUUAAUUGUGUUCCAUACUGGCGUUUAAAUUGGAAACUGUGUUCAAAUAUUAUGCUAUUGCAAAGUUCUAAAGUUAUUAAAGUAAGAUUUUUUCCUAGAUGCAUAGUAAAGAUGAAGCAUUGCAAUUUUAUCUUGCCUUUUGUACCCACUAUUGUAAUUGUGUCAUGCAUAGAAGGUAAAAACUCGCUUACAUACCAAUUAUGCAGGGCUGGAUCUGAAAAUUACACAUUGCAAAUGUAAGGCUGGAUUUAGAAAUUACCUAUUGCAAAUGUAAGGCUGGAUUUAAAAAUUACCCAUUGCAAAUGUAAGGCUGGAUUUAAAAAUUACACAUUGCAAAUGCAAGGCUAGAUCCAAUCAAGAAAUUGCCCAUUGCAAAGUCAGACUAGAUCAAGAAAUUGCCCAUUGCAAAUGCAAGGCUACAAGCAGAAAUCAUCCAUUGCAAAUGUAAGGCUAGAUCUAGAAAUUAUCCGUUGUAAAUGCAAGGCUGGAUCUAGAAAUUACCUGUUAUAAGUAUAUUAAGACAAUAUCCAGAAAUUACCCAUUGAAUAUGUAAGGCUGGUAUUGCAAAUGUAAGGCUGGAUCUAGAAAUUACUCAUUGCAAAUGUUAGACCAGAUCCAGACAUGACCCAUUGUAAAUGUGACACAAGAACCAGAUAUGGCAAAUACAUUUUCCUUUUCAAAGAUGAUUACAUUUUUUAUGUUUCUCAUUUCAGAAUAUAAUUUCUUUAUUAAAUUUAUUCUUAAAACAUGAUAUCCAUUGAAUUUAAAAUAUACAGUAUUUAAGUUGUUAAGUUUGCAUAAAAUAUUAAUUAUCAACAUACAUGUAUUUUUUUUCUUUCCUAUGGGGAUUUAAUAAGGAGAAGGCACACAUGUAUGAAAUAUUAACUUCUGUUACCUUUUCUCUCUGAUCAGAGUGUGAUACAUUAUAUCAUUGUGUAAAUUUUAUCUUGUUACAUUUUUUUUAAUGAAAGUUUUAGUCUUUGAUUGAUUUAUCCGCAGGUAUAUAUAUCUGCACUACAGAAAACAUUUUACAGGCACAAAGUCAAAAUUCUAGAAUUCCAGAUGUUACAGUGUUCAUCUUUGUAUAUCAUGUUUAAAAAAAAUAGUUGUUAGAGUUAGGGAUGUAUUUUAACAUAAAUAAAAUUUUACUUUUCUAUGCUCCCCCUGCCCCCACCAUUUUGAUCACUUUCUACCAAGCAUCUGUCCACCUGUCUAUCCACAUUUUCUUCAAGUGAUAAUUUUCUUCUCUGAAACCAUUUGAUGGAAGUUUUUGAAACUAAGGUAUUUCAAAAGUCCCUCCCCCAAAGUUGAUCAAGGACUUGUGUUUGGCUGCAUAGGAGCAUCUCUACCAAAUAUGUUAAUGACAUUUUGAUUUUUUUUUUAAAACCUUGUUAUGAUACCUGUUUAUGUUGAAUAUUAAAGUCUGAUUUUGUAAGACGUUUUAUACUGUCUGGCAGUUCCUUUUACUUUGGUUUCGUGACUAUGUUACACAUUUUUGUGUACACUUCACAACACUUCUAAAUAGUCCAGUGAUAGUGAAAUAGGCACUACAUACACAGGUAUUACUACUAGCACAGAGCUUAAGUAAAUACAUCUAAGAAUGGAAUCUUAACCCAAAUUGUUUAGAAAAAUGGCAUCAUAUUAACAUAUCAGUGUUCCUAGGGGUUGAUUGUCUUCUUUUCUCACAUCAAUUCCUGGGAUAUGAAGAUUUUUUUUAAUUUGUAGAAAGAAUUUAUUUAUUAUUGUUUUUAGUUUUCGCCUUAUACUUAUGUUUCUGUAUAUUUUGCGGAAAAUUCAUUUUUGAAUUGUUUGUACAAGUGUACUAAUUAACCUUUAGCAUGCUAGAUAAAUUGUCGUCUGCUGGAAAUGUCCUCUGCUUAAAUUGUAAAGUUCAUUCAAUUUGCUCCAAAAUUGGAAGAAAUAUUGUCAGAGUGGCAAACAGCUUGGAACCUGAUCAGACGCCGAUUUAAUCGGCGUCUGAUCUGGUUCCAAGCUGUUUGCAAAGGCUGUUAAAUCCGCCUGCAGCAGGCUAAGGGUUAAAUUUCGUACCCUUUAAAUUAGUCUGAUCUCAUUAUGAUAUUUUGUAAGGAUAUGGACGCUGUACUGAUGCUUUCUGACUAUGUUACAAUUUAUAGUAUAAAGUCUGCAACUGAAAGGUCAAGGUCAUACAGGUUAAAAUUAUUUCUGCUAUUCAGUAGUUUCUUUCACCUUUUGAAUAACCAUUUACAAGUUUAUAUAACUACUGUUAACUAACACUUAAUGAAUAAUCUAAACUAUUGCCUGAGGUGCAAAAGAAUGAGAGUUAAUAGUUUUGACUAUUGACUUGCAAGCUGUUUUAUUACAUGACAUCAGAAAUUAGUUCUUAUAUUUUUCUUCCAGUUUUAACUUUAGCCCAGCAAAAUUUAGCAUAGAACUGUAAAUUGAUAACUGUAGCACAAAUUAUGGAGUAGCGAUUUUUAUUAACCCUUAGCCUGCUGGCGGCAGAUGAUUCUGCCUUUGCGACCAGUGCAGACCAAGAUCAGCCUGCACAUCCGUGCAGUCUGAUCAUGGUCUGCACUGUUCGCUAUUCAGUCAGUAAAUUUUCAGUGUAAACCCCUUUGAAUAAUAAAUGGUACUGUCCAAAUUGAAAGAUGGACCAGUCCAUUACAGAAAUAUAGCAGGGUAAGGGUUAAGCAUGAUAUAUGCUAGCACUGGGUUAGAUUUCUGGAGCAAACAAUACCAUUUUACGGACAUGUAUUUAGCCCUUACUAUGCUAAAUUUCUAUAAUGAACUUGUCCAUUUUCCAAUUUGGGCAGUACCAUUAACUGUUAAAAGGGGUGCUUACCAAAAAGGUACUGACUGAAUGGAGAACAGUGCAGAUCAUGAUCAGACUGCAUGGAUGUGCAGGCUGAUCAUGAUCUACACUGGUCGCAAAAGUAGACUCAGUCGUGUCCAGCAUGGAAAGGGUUAAUUAAAAACAUGUAAAAGUGAUCUUUUAAUAAAAUUGUUAAUAUAGUUUAUAGAAUUAGUGGAAUAUAGUUGGUUGUUUAUAAUUCUUUUUAUUUAUUUACAUAAGACAUGGUGCUGUUACUUUCUACUGAUUUUUGCCAGCUGCUCUGUGACAUUUUUUUAAACAUAUUAAUUUUUAUUUAAAUCUGAUAUCUAAAGAAUGAUUUUUGCCCCCAAUAGACCUGUAUGUGAAAUAGGGGUGUCAUAAUGAUGCCUUGGCAAAAUGAAAUAAGGGAUGUUGUAACUUGUUAUAACAUUUUAACUUUUCUGUUUUUACUAUGGCAACCAAAAUGGCAAAACUUUACCACAAUAAAGUAUUUAACUGUUAAAGGAAACCAGGAUGACUUUUAUCCCACACCAGUGCAAAUAUCUACUGUCAUAUACCGUACGUUCAAAGUGAUAUUUAAAACAUGAAUGCGAGUUUUAUAUCAUGAUGUAUGUCUUAUCAUGAUUAAAAAGGGCCAUUGGGUUAAAUUUAUCAACAAUUUGAUAUAGCAGAAAUAGUAUAAUAUUAUAUAAUUCCUGUUUUAGAAAAUGUCUAUCUUUACAUGUGUUUUGAGUUGUUUUGUAGAUAUUUUCAAGUUAGUGCCUGAUAUAACAAGUCUCAAAACAGCGUGACAAAGAUUGUUAGAACAUUUUAAAUAAUAUCAACUGUAUAAAACUCAACAAAAUGACCUUGUAAGAACUUCUAAUUUAUCAUUUCUUACGAACAAAAAAGUGCUUGCUAAAUUUUUAGCUUGACUAUAUGAAGAGAUGUUACACUCACCCAUUUGUAGGUGUCCCGAUUUGGUCAAGUUUCUGUUUGUAAGCUGCCACUUGCGGGAAUUGAUUGAAACUUCACUCACUUAUUCACUGUGUUAAACUGACUCUCCAUAACUCUAUUUUGCUUUUUUACAAAAUUAUAACCCUUUUUUGUAAGCUGGCAUUUCAGUACCUGGUAAUGGAAAUGGAUUGAAACUUCACACACUUGACCACCGGUGAGAUGACAUUGUAUUGUGCAGAUUCAGUAACUCUUUUUAUCCAUUUUCACAAAAUUAUGCCCCUUUUUCAGUAUUUGUAUUCAUUCUAUUCACUUUCUUUAGUGAUGAGGCUGUUGAAUACCGGUAGUUGAGCUUUGCUGUCCUCUGACAGCUGUUGUUAAAACAUUUCAAAAAAUCUAAAGUUUGUCACUGUGAAAUACUAUUUUGAAAAUGUUUAGCUCAUUUCAGAAACAUUCUGAGGUUCUGUCUACGUAUAUUUUAGUAAAUAUUUCAUGUGUCUGAUUUUUGUUCAAUAAUAGAGUGGUUGUGAUUGCAUACUUAUUUCGUUACUUCUGUGGAGAUUUUCAUUUUCUCUUUCAGUAAGCAUCUAGCUGUCAAACUUCUAAUUACUGCAAAGUUUACACAAUGUAGCAGUGCAUCUUGACAGUGUACAUGCAAAAACUAAAUCUGAAGCUUUAAACAUGUAGAAUUAUAUGCAGUAUUUUCAGCAGAACUGUUGAGGUUUCACAGUGUAGUUGUCUAGAAAUUAUUACCUCUUGAAUAAAUGGCUUUUAAUCAAGGCCAAAAAAAACCUACAAAUUAUCACCUCAUUGUAUCUGUUGUAUCAAUAUAUAACAUAGAGAAACAGAUAGAAUAGUUUCGCACCGAGGAAACAAAAUGUAGCAGCAUGUCCGGCCUCGUGUUUUAAUGAGAUGCAUUUAUUUUUGUAGUCCUGCAAUACUGUUUCUGCCAGUAGAUGUAUAUUGGUUUGUUGUAUAUUUCUUGUUAACAUACAUCAGAAAAAUUUGUCCAUGUUUUUGUUGUUUAUUUCGUACUUGAAUAACGACUGUGAGAAAUGGUUAGUCAUGUUAUUUUGUAAAUUAUUUCUUAUACAGACUGUUUCGUAAAUGAUAUAAAUGAAUAAAUAUUAUGUAUUUUA